Molecule: messenger RNA, 2788 nt
Organism: Phyllostomus discolor (pale spear-nosed bat)
Lineage: Eukaryota; Metazoa; Chordata; Mammalia; Chiroptera; Phyllostomidae
Gene: DDX11
Product: DEAD/H-box helicase 11
Biological process (GO): nucleobase-containing compound metabolic process; establishment of sister chromatid cohesion
Cellular component (GO): nucleus
Molecular function (GO): hydrolase activity, acting on acid anhydrides, in phosphorus-containing anhydrides; DNA helicase activity; nucleic acid binding
Source: RefSeq, a predicted model, not a curated record
AUGGCAUCAGGGAGCUUCGUGACCUGGGAGACUCAGCCCCUUGCUUUUUGCCCUGGCACAAAGUGGACACUGCAGCAGAACAUCCUUUCCUUUCCCUUCCUCUCAGGCCCCACCAGCCUCAGGGUCUUUGAAACCCAUAGCUUUGUCUGUCCCCAGCCCCUCCUGCCUCCCAAUUGCUGCCUGAGUGUCCUGGGCUGGCAUUUCCUGGGCACAGCUAAAUGUCACUGGCACAGCCCUAGGCCGCUGGCCCAGAGCCUGGCCUGCCGUCAUUCCCAUUUCUUCUCUCCCCAGCUCUGCCAGGCACAUUCCCACUUGCUCCGGUACAUGGAACGAUACAGGAAACGUUUGAAGGCCAAGAACCUGAUGUACAUCAAGCAGAUCCUGUACCUGUUGGAGAAGUUUGUGACUGUGCUGGGUGGGAACAUAAAGGAAAAUCCCAACACACAGAGCCUCUCACAGACAGGUAACUGCCCCGGGACCGAGCUGAAGGCCGUGAUUGAGAUUCUCUUUCAGAGCCAGAUUGACAACAUCAACCUGUUCAAGGUGCGGCGCUACUGUGAGAAGAGCAUGGUCAGCAGGAAGCUGUUUGGCUUCACGGAGAGGUGGGGAGCAGUCCUUGUACCCCCCAGGGAGCAGCCCAGACUGGCUGGGUUCCAGCACUUCCUACAGAGCCUGCAGCCCAUGGUGACUGAAGCUCCCACAGUCCCCGUGGAGGAGAGGGAGGCCAUGGCACCUCGGCCUGCUUCCCCGCUGAUGCACAUCGAAGGCUUCCUUGCAGCUCUCACCACUGCCAACCAGGACGGCAGGGUCAUCCUGAGCCGCCAAGGCAGCCUCAGUCAGAGCAGCCUCAAAUUCUUGCUGCUGAAUCCAGCUGUGCCUUUUGCCCAGGUAGUGAAGGAGUGCCGGGCAGUGGUCAUUGCCGGGGGCACCAUGCAGCCGGUGUCUGAAUUCCGGGAGCAGCUGCUGGCAUGUGCUGGGGUGGCAGCUGAGCGUCUGGUGGAGUUUUCCUGUGGUCACGUGAUCCCUCCAGACAACAUCCUUCCCCUCGUCAUCUGCACUGGGCCCUCCAACCAGCAGCUGGAAUUCACGUACCUGAAGAGAGAGCUGCCCCACAUGAUGGAUGAGACAGGUCGCAUCCUCUGUAACUUGUGCAAUGUGGUCCUCGGAGGGGUGAUCUGUUUCUUCCCCUCCAAUGAGCACCAACGCCAGGUCCAUGCCCACUGGGACAACAGUGGCCUGCUGGCUCGCCUGGCUGUCAGGAAAAAGCUAUUUCAGGAACCGAAGAGAGCGAGCCAGGUGGACCAGGUGCUGACGGAGUAUUCCAAGUGCAUUCAGUGCCAUGUUCAGGCAGGAGGCAUGGGGACAGGGGCCCUGUUGCUCUCAGUGGUCGGAGGCAAGAUGAGCCAAGGCAUCAACUUCUCUGACAACCUCGGCCAGUGUGUGGUCACGGUGGGCAUGCCCUACCCCAAUGUCAGGUCUCUGAAGCUCCGAGAGAAGAUGGCCUACCCGGAUCAGGCCCUUCCCCGAGCCGCAGGUCAGCCUGCCCCAGGAAAGGCUCUCGUGGAGAAUCUGUGUAUGAAGGCUGUCAGUCAGUCUGUAGGCAGGGCCAUCAGGCACCAGAAGGAUUUCACCAGCACAGUGCUGCUGGACCAGCAGUAUGUCUGUCUACCUGUCCUGGCAAAACUGCCCACCUGGAUCCAAGACCGUGUGGAGGUCAAAGUCACCUUUGGUGCCGCCUUUGCUGCUUUGCAGAAGUUUCAUCACAAGAAGUCUGUCCUCUCCUGAGGGACGUCCACGCUUGUCUGGCAUGCAGACCAGCCCCCUUCUGGAAUCACCAGGCCGGCAGGACCCAGGAAUAGGCACAGAGACCAAUAGGCAAAAACUAGGUUACUCCUGAGCACCGGGUCCUGGCCAUCCUCGGGCCCCUCCCAGACACUGGACCUCUCCUCCUGUCCACCACGGCCCAGUGAGCUCCCUGCCCUGCUUCCUGCCAGCCUUUCUGGGCAGCUGCGGAAGCUGCACCUUCCACUGCGGCAUCUCUGUCCCUGCUUGUUUCUCAGCAUCCACUUCAUGGGAGGUGAGGUGGAGCAGGCCUCUGCUGCCUCCCUUUUGUCCUCUUCUCCCUCUCCUGGAUCAAAUUAGCUGUUCGAGACCUUCACCCUUUCCUCCAAAUUAAGGAACUUCUGCAUUCCCAGAACCCUGGCCCCGAGUCGGGGCUCCUCUGCCCUCAGGCUUCUGGUCCCUUCUUCCAGCUGCCAUCUGGCCAUUAAACACCACCCAGGAGAAAUCUGGCACUGAGGUCACUAGGAGCAGGGCCCUGUGCGCUGCUGCGCCACCUGCUGGCCUCACUCCUUUACUUCCAGGCUGCUCCCUAACCUGCUCAGGCCCUGCCCAGCAUCCUUAUCCCCCUGGUUGGGUAGCAGGUCCUGCAACUCAGUAGGGCCUCUCCCCCUCUCAGCCACUUGGGCAGACUCUGAGACACCACUUCCCCUGACACCAGCAAUUACACCAAGGGCCAUUAGGCUCUCAGCAUGACUGCUUUUAGAUACUCUGUGUCUGUCAGCCAGGCAGUAUUUCCUGUGUGAGAAUACCCCUGCCCCCAUCUGCAACAACUGCCCCUACUGACUACACCUCUUCUCUCCCUGACCCCAGAGAAAGGGGCAUUGGUCCCCUCAGCACCCAGCCCCAUUGCCUGAGACCAGUGGGAACAGGAGCACAGGCCCUGGCUCAGAAAAGUUUCCACUCUGCAUGGCUCUAUUUCUUUAAUUAAAUGUGCACUGUCAGUUGA